Molecule: messenger RNA, 3182 nt
Organism: Fundulus heteroclitus (mummichog)
Lineage: Eukaryota; Metazoa; Chordata; Actinopteri; Cyprinodontiformes; Fundulidae
Product: interleukin-1 receptor type 2
Exons: 9
Coding region: 1365-2621 (418 amino acids)
Molecular function (GO): interleukin-1 receptor activity
Source: RefSeq, a predicted model, not a curated record
UCGUUUUUUCCUGACUGAUAUUCUGUCCUGAAUGGAUUUUCUGCAGGUCAGCCUUAAUACGCCGCAGCUAACUACUACGAUCUACCCCUAAAACACUCAUUUAACAUGUUUACCAAGAGACAUCUCACCCAAAACACGUUGCCGCUGUAUUCUACUUUCUUAUCUAAUGUUUUGUCAGCUUUGAGAAAAAGCUGUUUUCCUGUUUCAGAAACUUAGCAGUUUGCUUUAAGUGUUGAAAAUGUUAGUGACUGGUGUUUCAGCUGCUCUCAAUGCAGCCGUCUCCCACUGAGCUCAUUGGGCAGGGCUGGUCACAUGACACACGCAGGAGGAAACCUGCAGCACCAUUAGGAGUCUGUCUUUCACCGUGAACUUCUCUCUAAAGGGAGAAAGACAUAUUAGAUUAGAAAAAGCAAGAUCAUCAAAAUAACGUGCAUCGCCCGCUGCCGUUUUGAAAGCCGAAAACAUGAAAAUAAGCAGCGCUUUUUAAAAACUAGCUGUGCAGAGUGCAGCUGCAUGGCUUUGCUGGGGUCAUGACUGACAAACAACAACAGGGCAACUACGAGUAGAUCACUAACCGUUGGCUGAUACCCGUGUUUGGAUCAGGGCAACCCAACUUCACAUGAUCAUGUGAAGAUUGAGAAAAUAUUUGAAAUCACAUUAGUAGUAGUGGUAGUACAUGUCAUAGUUCUACAGCUAUGCUACAAUUAUUAUUCAACUAUGAAAUUUGUUUCUUAUAGAAAAUGAGACAGGGGUCUCUAAAAUGUUGAAAAACUACUGUUAAUUUACAUUUUAAUGAAAGAUGGCACGUGAAACGUAUUUAUACCCAUCUCAAUAAUCAAUGGAGAUAUCUUUAUUGACAAUUUUUUUUAAUAAUAAAAGACAACCUAAGUUAUUCAAUCAGACAUAAAAUCAACAUCUUUUCUUGGUUUUAUCAUUACUACCUGAUUUUGGAGACCUUUGUUACAGUGACACUAAACACAUUAAUAUGACUAAUCAUGUGGUGGUGGUGUUGGUAAACCCCUGUGGUUAAGUUGAAGUGUGGGAGUGCCAGCAGAUCAACAACCCCUGUGAUGUCACCGUUUAUACGGUCUAUAAAAGAAGUGGGAUAACCCCAGUUGGAACAAAUCCCAGUAGGCCCAGGGAGAUAACUGAGGCGAAUAUAACAUCUUUCUCCUCUAUCAUUCUUGACCCAGAGUUUUUAUAUUCUCUUUUGCUUUAGCCUUUCUCUUACGGAUUUAACAUUAAUACUUUCCACAAAGAGCAUCUGACCAAACCCAGCGCUGUCGGACCAGAAGAGGAGGGUGCAACGCCUUGUGCCAGUGGAUCUUAUAGUUCAGGUCUUUGUGUCCCCGCAGACUGCCGUCAUGGUCUGCUUGCCGUGGAUGUUUGCCCUGGUCAUUGCCGCAGGUGUUCAUGGGAGUCCUCUGCUACCCCGUCUUCCUAUGGAAGAUGGCUGUUACAAGGUGUCGCCAGAGGUGGAGAUUUUCAGAGUGGAGGGCGAGGCUGUAAUCCUCCACUUCCCGAUGUUCAUGCGAGUUCUUGAAGUCCGUAAAAUCGCCCCACCACCAGCAGAGUAUCUCAUCAGCAGGAGCAACGGAACAGAUCAGACGACGUAUCGGAGCGAGGGCCGGGUCCAGCAGCAGGGUAGAGAGUUGUGGUUCCUUCCCGCCCGGCCUUCAGAUUCAGGGAAAUACACCUGCACUUACAGAAAUGAAACAUACUGUGUCACUGGGAGCAUCACGUUGCAUGUGUAUGAGUCCUCUUCUGUCGACAUUGAAAAGCUGUCAUACCCAUGGCCAGCCUUUGUGGGAGAGAAAGUGGAAUUUAUCUGCCCUUCCCUGGAUUGCUUUAACAACACAGACAGACCAAUAGAGUGGUACAAGGACUCCAGCCCCGCUCCUCUUCGCCCGGGCAGGGCUACUCUGAUGAUCCCUGCGGUAAAGCGCUCUCAUGCAGGAGUGUACACCUGCCAGCUGACAGUGCUCAUCAACAACCAGCAGUACAAAGUCAGCCGGUCUUUCCUGCUCCAUGUCAAAGGUUCAGACCCUGAACUCACUUCAUCCGUGCCUGAUGUCACCACACCAGGUCCAGCUCAAUCCAGCACCAGCACUCUCAGUACUGCCAGUGCAGUGAAACCACCGAUGAUUGUCUCGCCAAUUAAUGGAACCACAUUUGAAAGCCCUCAUGGUUCAGGACUGGAGCUGUUCUGUCAUGUGCUCACUGAAUGUCAACUGGCAGACUCAACUGUGGUCACAUGGCUGGUGAACGGCCAAUCGGUGGAGUUGUCCUACCUUGACAUGCGGGCUCUGCAGGGAGGGAGAAGGGUAACCCUGGAGUCUGAAAGGUGCCAGAUUGAACUGAGGCUUGUUAUCUCGAUUAUAACGGAGGAAGACGCGAGGACGGAGAUGAAGUGCGUCGCUCAGAACGCAGGCGGGAGACAGGAAGUUGUUACAAUGCUUCAACUGGAAGAUACUACCUUUACAUGGCUGGUUGUGGCUGUAGUGAUGGUGUCCAUCUUCCUGGCGGUUAUCUCGGCUUUCGUUUAUGUCCUCUUCAAGCCAAGGACUACAAAGAAAACGGAUUACAUUCUCGCCCGCCAGAGCAGCUCCUUUUCAGUCUAGCUUUUGCUUCAAACACUCCCUCCAACAAACAGAAACGCUCCUUUAAAUAGUCUUUGUGUCGACCAUGCUAUAUGUGGCCCUCUUCACAUGGCAUUUGGAGUUCCCACGGCUCACACACACCAGGUCUUCUGUCAUGAAUUCACCGGCCACUGGCGAGGAAGAAGGAAGAUGUUACAAUGAAAACACUUUCAUCAGCACCACUGAGAAAUGCUUGUUUGCUAAUGAGGUCGCAGCUCGCUGUGGUUUUGCACGUAGGUCAUUUAAGGCGGUAUUAGUCCCUUUACAUUAACCCGCGUCAGUCCAACUCAGUUUUGUUUGGUAAAUUAAAUGAAGCGACUACCUCAGUGACAGAGUUACCGAAUGUUACACACGUGUGUUUUUCUGCAGAUUUGUUGUAGAAAAACAUUAAAUAUGACUGAUACAUUGGCAUGUUUUUUUUUUCUCCCAAAAGUACAGCAAAUGUUCUCAGGGAGACAUUGUAUAUUACAGAAAACAUAUCAUCUCUUGCUGAAUUUUUAUGUUUUAACAUUUCAAGGACAGAAAUAAAGUGAACAUUCCGAG